GCGCCGCUCCGGGCCUCGGCCAUGCCCUCGCUGUGGAGAGAAGUGCUCCUGGAGAGCCUCCUGGGAUAUGUUUCUUGGUCUCUCUGUGAUGGCCUGGGACCGAUGAUCUAUUACUUUCCCCUGCAAACACUAGAACUCACUGGGCUUGAAGCUUUUGCCAUAGCAUUUCUUUCUCCAUUAUUCCUCACAAUUACUCCUGUCUGGCAAUUGGUUAACAAGAAGUGGAUGGUAGCCCUGCUGCGGAUAAUUACCGUUGUUUUGUGGCUGCUUAUCAGUGUGGAGUUGUUGGGAUUAGGACUACGGCAUAAAACCUAUGAGAAGAAAUUGGGAAGAGGGGCACUAGCCACAGAGGUCUCUGCCGCCAUCUGGCCUUUCAGGUUUGGCUUUGACAGUGAAGGAUGGUCUAAUUUAGAAAGAUCAGCUCAACUGCUCAGUCAAACAGGUGCAGAUUUCAUAACAAUUUUGGAGAGCGAUGCUUCUAAGCCCUAUAUUGGGAACAAUGACCUGACCAUGUGGUUAAGGGAGAAGCUGGGUUUCUAUACCGACUUUGGUCCAAGCGCAAGGGGUCACACUUGCGGGAUUAUGGUUUUGUCAAGAUACCGCAUUGUGAAAUCAGAGCAUCACCUUCUUCCGUCACCAGAGGGCGAGAUUGCACCAGCCAUCACUGUUAACAUUUCUGACAAACUGGUGGAUUUUGUUGUGACCCACUUUGGGAAUCAUGAAGAUGACCUCGAUAGGAAACUUCAAGCUAUUGCUGUUUCAAAACUACUGAAAAAUAGCUCUGAGCAGGUGAUAUUUCUGGGAUAUAUCACUUCAGCACCUGGUUCCAGAGAUUAUCUACAGCUCAUUGAACGUGGCAAUAGCACAGGCUCCGGACGUGCAUACCUGAACAAUGCCUGCAUAUUGGUUUAUGCAAGAAUCUCCCAUGCUGAGCUGAGUGACUCUGAAAUUCAGAUGGCCAAAUUUAGGAUCCCUGAUGAUCCCGUUAAUUAUAGAGACAACCAGAAAGUGGUCACAGACCCCAGGGAAGUUCCCGAGAAAAUUCACUUCAAUCCCAGACCAAGGUUCCAGAUUCGAGAAUAGGAUGAUGUAUUCCUGACUCCUGCAUACCAAAAACUGGUUCAGAGGUGUGAAACAAAAGCACGAGGGACACCAACUAACGUGACAUAUAUGAAGUCUCCUCAGCCACACCAACCUUGCCGUUCCUCAACCCUUGGAUCUUGAGACAGAGUGACGACAAAGCAAGGUGGCCCACUGGCAUGUAG
Delphinapterus leucas (beluga whale) is the source of this 1265-nucleotide messenger RNA. Lineage: Eukaryota; Metazoa; Chordata; Mammalia; Artiodactyla; Monodontidae. The record is from RefSeq and is a predicted model, not a curated record.